UGGGUGCACCGAAUUGAACAUUCAUCAUCUUUUUAUUCUUCUCCUCUCUUGCCUAGCUUCUCCACCGUUCUUAAUCGUUAAUUUUGGAUUUCUGUAAAUGACCAUAUCUUCACCACAAGCAUCACCACCAGAUCCACAGUCAUGGCCACCGCCACCAUAUCAGUCUCCGGAUGCGCCUUCUGGGAUCCUGGAGCCCGAACUUUCGCCAACGUACACCCCGCCGUCUCCACCAUCUUCUGUUGAUGGGCGUAAUGGGACUCUGCCGACUAAACUUCCGCCUCCGCUUCCCCCAUCUCCGCCUCGGCCUCCGGGAAAGUCAGUGGGGCUAGUUGUGGGGGUGGUUGGAGGCGGUUUGAUAUUUGUGUUGGGAAUUCUUAUUUUGUUGUGUUAUUGGAGGAGGAGGAGGUGGAGCAGAACGAUGAAGAUAGAAGAUGGAUUAGGGAAGCCUCAUGCAGAUGGAGAGCCACCCGUACAACCCCAAUAUGAAUCUUCAGGAAGACGACAUCAACAAUUGCAAAAAGUUGCUUCUCCCCCAGGAUUCAAUUCAAGUGGACCAAUUCCAUCUUCAGAGAGUAUCAGCUUGGCCUCUGAACCACCACCACCACUAUCCCAUGGCAUUUCCUUCGGAUUUUCGCAAAGCACCUUUACGUCUGAAGAACUAGCAAUGGCAACAGAUAAUUUCUCCCCUGCCAAUGUCCUUGGCCAAGGUGGUUUUGGAAUUGUCUACAAAGGCAUACUUCCAAGUGGAAAACAGGUUGCAAUUAAGCAGUUAAGAGCUGGGAGUGCGCAAGGGGAUCGAGAAUUUCGGUCUGAGGUUGAGGUCAUUAGUCGUGUCCAUCAUAGAUAUCUGGUUUCACUUGUUGGCUAUUGUAUUAGUGGGGAAGAGAGGUUGCUUAUUUAUGAGUUUGUUCCAAACAAGACGUUGGAAUUUCAUCUGCAUGGUAAGGGGAGACCGACUAUGAACUGGCCAACCAGAAUGAAAAUAGCUCUAGGUUCUGCAAGAGGACUGGCAUAUUUGCAUGAGGACUGUGAGCCCAAAAUCAUACAUCGUGACAUUAAAGCAGCUAAUAUUCUUCUUGAAGAUGACUUUGUGCCAAAGGUUGCGGAUUUUGGACUCGCUAAGUUUUCUUCAGAUUCUGAUACUCAUGUCUCCACAAGGAUCAUGGGAACUUUUGGUUACUUAGCUCCAGAAUAUGCAUCUAGUGGAAAACUCACUGAUAGAUCAGAUGUCUUCUCCUUUGGGGUUGUACUUUUGGAGUUGAUUACUGGACGCCAACCCAUCGCUAAAGCUCAGCCCUUUGCUGAUGAUAGCAUUGUUGAGUGGGCCAGGCCUUUGCUCGUACAAGCACGGGAAAAUGACGACUUUAAUGCUCUUGUUGAUCCAAGGUUGCAGAAUGACUAUGACUCCAGUGAAAUGACCCGAAUGGCAGCUUGUGCUGCUGCUUGUGUGCGUCAUUCAGCCCGCCUCCGGCCACGAAUGAGUCAGAUAGUUCAAGCUCUGGGGGGUAAUGUUGCUUUAAAUGAUUUAAACGAGGAAGUAAAACCUGGUAACAGCACGGUAUUUGACUCAUAUGGAAGCACAACCUACAAAGCUAGCCAAUACAAGGAAGACUUGAAAAAGUUCCAAAAACUGGCACUGAUGGUGAGCCAAGAGCAAACCUUUAGUGAGGGCAGUGGGCCCAGUAGUGAUUUUAGUCGGCACCCAUCUACCUCAAGCAGUGGCCAACAAACUACCCAAGAGAUUUAACUGGAGAAAAUCUAGAAAGACACCCAAGAUAUUCAGUGAAAGCACUUGGCUCUUGGCAACCGAUUAUCAUUCCUUCAAAGAGGAAGUAAAAAAAAAAUAUAUAUAUAUAUAUAUUCAAAAUAGACCGAUUACCAGAUUAUAUUAUAUUAAAAUUUUCUUUGAACAAUUCAAGGGUUGAUUAUAUUAAAAUCUCGUAUCUUUGUUAAUUUUCUAUUGUAUUUUUCUGUAAACUUGGUGUAUUAUUGGGAACUCAACAAAUUUAGUGUUGGAAACGAACUAACAGCAUUUGUAUUGUAAUUUCUAAUUGCAAUUAUUGGAGCACUUUUCGGAAUUAUUAC
Ziziphus jujuba (common jujube) is the source of this 2085-nucleotide messenger RNA. Its product is annotated as proline-rich receptor-like protein kinase PERK1. Gene Ontology annotation, molecular function: ATP binding; protein kinase activity. The coding region runs from base 98 to 1747 and encodes 549 amino acids. NCBI's taxonomy places the organism in Eukaryota, Viridiplantae, Streptophyta, Magnoliopsida, Rosales, Rhamnaceae. Gene Ontology annotation, biological process: protein phosphorylation. The transcript has 8 exons. The record is from RefSeq and is a predicted model, not a curated record.